This is a messenger RNA of Paecilomyces variotii, 1088 nucleotides long. Its product is annotated as nucleophile aminohydrolase. Bases 324 to 1088 code for a protein of 254 amino acids. The transcript is spliced from 5 exons. Gene Ontology annotation, biological process: ubiquitin-dependent protein catabolic process. Lineage: Eukaryota; Fungi; Ascomycota; Eurotiomycetes; Eurotiales; Thermoascaceae. Gene Ontology annotation, cellular component: proteasome core complex, alpha-subunit complex; cytosol; nucleus. The record is from RefSeq and is a predicted model, not a curated record.
UUCCUAGAUAAGGCGAAUGGCUAUAAUAUCAAAAGUGUUUGUAUAUAGUCAAAGUAUCCUGCUGUUCUCUUUCUAGCCGCCUCAAGGCGGUGGGCGGAGAAUCGAGCUUACUCCAUUGGGCACACGAAGCUCUCUCCCGCCGUCGGGAGCUUCAGGCCAGGCAGCUUCUCGCACGCGUCCAACACCUCAGCUCAUCACUGCGGCACCGAACCUCUUGGGCCACCUCUCUCUUCCACGAUCUAACAUCAUACUUGAAGAAUACCCCAUUCUGAUAUAUCUUUUCCGUCUUUCUUCCUUUAGUGGUCCAAUUUGCCGUCGCCACCAUGUCCGGAAGCGCAGGUUACGACAGGCAUAUUACAAUCUUCUCCGACCAAGGCCGUCUGUACCAAGUUGAAUAUGCCUUCAAGGCUAUCACCGCUGCAAAUAUCACAUCUGUCGGGGUGAGAGGGAAGAACUGUGCCGUGGUCCUGUCUCAGAAGAAGGUCCCUGACAAGUUGAUCGAUCCUGCUUCUGUGUCGCAUAUCUUCAAGAUUUCUCCAUCAGUUGGAUGUGUCAUGACCGGAUCCAUAGCAGAUGCCAGAGCACAGGUCAACCGAGCCCGUGGUGAGGCCGCGGAGUUUCGAUACAAGUACGGAUAUGAGAUGCCCUGCGAUGUCCUCUCCAAGCGACUUGCCAAUAUCAACCAAGUCUACACACAAAGAGCUUACAUGCGCCCACUGGGAGUUGCCAUGACCCUUAUUUCGGUGGAUUCGGAAUUCGGUCCACAGCUGUACAAGUGCGAUCCAGCUGGAUACUACGUAGGCUACAAAGCAACUGCCUCGGGGCCUAAGCAGCAAGAGGCUCUCAACUUCCUGGAAAAGAAGCUGAAGAACAAGGACUACGCGGAAGGUAGCUGGCAGGAUGUGGUGGAGCUGGGUAUCACGACCUUGAGUAACGUCCUCAGCGUCGAUUUCAAGAAAGGCGAGCUGGAGAUCGGGAUUGUUGGAGGCCCUCGCACCGAUGGCCAGGAAGGGACGAGUACGGAGUUCCGGGCACUAACAGAGGAUGAGAUUGACGAGCGGUUGCAAGCUAUCAGUGAAAAGGACUAG